ACGACAGGAAGAACUUUGGCGCGCGAAACGCUUUGGAGCGGGUACCUGAUAUUGCGGGUCAUCGAAACAAGGUUUAUUCGUCUCAUGUCACGACUUUGUUGUCCACGUUGUUCGAGAUCUCCGUUUCCGCUUAGUGUCCAUGGCGAGCUUGCCUGAGACUAUAAAACCCUCACGUUGGAAUGGAGGGUUUUGAUCAUUAUCACAGAAUUCAUCUAAAAUGGCGCACUAUUCCAACUCACCUACUGUCCACAACGGACCUCCGACGCAUCCUGCAUUACAUGUCCGGGAUGCCAAAGAUGCGCACGUUGUCCUCGAGGCCGUGCGCCUCAAUAUGUUACCAUUGAUCAAGCGGCGACUUACUGCUUCAGAAAGAGAGCAGGUGUCCUCCGGGAACGUCUUCGUCUGGGAGGAGGCCGAAAACGAUGGGGGACUCCUACGCUGGACAGACGGACGUAGAUGGUCGCAAAGUCGGAUGCGUGGUGAUUACUUAUUCUACGAGGAGAAGAUGGAGACAACUCAGGAAGAAAAAGAUGCUAAAGCUGCUUUAAGAGCGCUUCGUACUGCGGAUCCACUCGCUGUGGCUCCUCCGACAAAUAGACGAAAAGAUCGUCCCAAUCGUCCGAAUGGACUGACAAAACAAACUUACUCCGCAUUAGUCUACCUUCCGGGCUCAAGUCUCCCGCGUAAAUGGCAUGUCGUUGCAUACUUCACAGGGGAUGACUAUUCUCAACUUCCUGUCAUUGAAAGUUACGAUUACCUUCGAAAUUUGAAAGUUCCGGCUGGCAUCUUUGUCUCCAGCAAAGCCAACGGAUCUCGUACCGAUCGUUUCUCUUAUGCCACUGAUGGAAUGGAGCCAUACAAUUCGGCGGGUCAUGUACGUGGCCACACAAGUCAGUAUUCUACACUUCAAGGAAGUCCCCGACACCCAAUUUCUUCCUCUUCCUCGUCAAUACCAAUGCCUUUAUCUCCUACCCAACAUCAUCCAAGAUCUCCGCCGUCAUCGGAUGCUGCCAUGGGGUCUGGACGUGCAGAGACGUCCCUACCCAGCAUUUCAAUCCUGACCAGUCUACGUGAUACUCCAGAAUUUCGACAACCUCAUUCCUCACAGUCUGUACGACCCGGACAUCUAACGACUUACAGUCCCUUGUCCGCAGAAGACAGACGUGUACUCAAUAGGUUCAAAGUCGUAUUAUAGUACUCCCCUUCCCGUCCCGGACAUUUUUUUUGCCUCAGACAUUAAAGACAUUCUGCAUUCAUUUUUGUUCCUUGGUAACCGCCAGUACUUUU
This is a messenger RNA of Suillus bovinus, 1287 nucleotides long. RefSeq names its product Gti1/Pac2 family-domain-containing protein. The transcript has 5 exons. Gene Ontology annotation, molecular function: DNA binding. The record is from RefSeq and is a predicted model, not a curated record. NCBI's taxonomy places the organism in Eukaryota, Fungi, Basidiomycota, Agaricomycetes, Boletales, Suillaceae. The coding region runs from base 218 to 1195 and encodes 325 amino acids.